AUGAAGAAUAAUCAUCACCAGACAGUAGAAUCGCCAUCGUCGAUCAUCUUGGAUAAUGAUGAUAAAGAGUCUUAUAUAAAUCGUCUUGUUCGUCAAUGGACUGAGCCUGAAAAGCGUUCAAUUAUUUCUCAACGUCAACUAGAUAAAGAUUUGAUUGUAAAACAAAAGUCAUCAUCAUCAUCAUCCUUACAAUUACAAGAAAAUAAACUGACUACUACAAACAUUCAAGGUGUUGUUUAUGAUCCAUUUCAAAAAUAUUUAUCUGAAAUAAAUCCAUUAACAUUUGAUGAUUCAACAAAAAAAC
Didymodactylos carnosus is the source of this 304-nucleotide messenger RNA. Lineage: Eukaryota; Metazoa; Rotifera; Eurotatoria; Philodinida; Philodinidae. The record is from the annotation of a GenBank genome assembly.